AUGGUCCCUGGCAAGCCCAUGUGUGUGGAGAGCUUCUCUCAGUACCCACCUCUGGGUCGUUUUGCUGUGCGUGACAUGAGGCAGACUGUUGCUGUUGGUGUCAUCAAGGCCGUUGAAAAGAAAGUCUCCACUGCUGGCAAGAUCAUAUUCUUCAGACCAGGAACUGGUGUCUUACAUUCUCACACUGAAAAAGAACUGAUGCAGUUUCAUGGAAAUAAAAAGACGUGUUGUGAGAGUCAUUUCAAUAAUGUUGUGAAACUUUGCAUGUGGCUUCUGAAAUGUCUGAUUGAGGGGCUGAAGCAGCAGUAUCCUAAAGAGCUUGAGCCUCGUGUUCCUACCAUGGGAAAGCAGACUUCUUCUAUGUUCCUUUCAGACAGAGUGCAAGAUACCCUUUGGUCUCCAGGCCAGCUCUCUGUCUCCUUCAUGAAGCUCUUUGGAUACUUUGAGCGAUGUGCUCUAAAUGGUUCACUACCCCACUUCUUUGUUCGAGAACAUAACCUUUUCUCCCCACUUGCAUUUCCCAAGAGAGCUCUUGUAUUUCUGACUAAUGCUUUGAGGGAGCAAAGAGAACUGGCACUCCCUGUUUUGAAGGUACCAAGUUCUACCUCUGCUCUUGUUCCUGUCACUGAUGCUGUGAUUCACCCAAUCAGUGGCACAGACAGCAUUGUUGCUUAUGACAGUUCUUUUAAGCAUGUAUAUGUAUGCUUACUGGUUGUUAUUCUGUGUGUAGGAAUCAAAUGUGUAUUUCAAACAUGAAUUUCCCAAUA
This is a messenger RNA of Carassius gibelio (silver crucian carp), 767 nucleotides long. Its product is annotated as cyclic GMP-AMP synthase. Lineage: Eukaryota; Metazoa; Chordata; Actinopteri; Cypriniformes; Cyprinidae. The record is from RefSeq and is a predicted model, not a curated record. The coding region runs from base 1 to 756 and encodes 251 amino acids. The transcript has 6 exons.